GUCAACCUGCCUCUAGCAACUUACCCUGAAAAUUAGUUGGCAACACGUUGCUCAUUGAGAAGAGUAAGAACGAUACGUGCUUCACGCCAGAGUUUCCAAAAGUCUCCAAUAACACCAGAAAAAGUCGCUAGUCUCUUUUUUUGAAAAUGUGCGCUAGAGGGGUCUGAAUACUCGCGAAAUAUAGCGACAACGUCGCUAAGUUGGCAACACUGGCGGAGGACCGAAAGGCGAACACGUGCUACACCAGCAGAGAGAUGAGUUCUAGUGAUGACGUGAGGUUCAACAUGGACAACAAGCAAAUGGACCAGUUUGGCGGAAUGGGAGAAAAAGCGCUACAGAAACAUGAAGAGGAACCACUUGGCAAUGUUGGCUAUGGGUCUGCACCCGCUGGUCCCUGUAUUUAUGAUGCAUGGCCGGAGAGGAAGGAGAGAGAGCGUAGAUCGCCCCCACAAGGACCUAGUGACACAGUGGAGGAAGAAUGGACCCCUCACCUGGAGAGAAAAUACCAGGGUAAAACUCAAUGGAGAAGGGAGAAUAAGUCCAGAACACAUUCUACAGCCUCCACAUCUAACCCCCCUCAGUCCAGAACACCUUCUCCAGCCUCCACAUCUAAACCCCCUCAGUCCAGAACACCUUCUCCAGCCUCCACAUCUAAACCCCCUCAGUCCAGAACACCUUCUCCAGCCUCCACAUCUAAACCCCCUCAGUCCAGAACACCUUCUACAGCCUCCACAUCUAAACCCCCUCAGUCCAGAACACCUUCUACAGCCUCCACAUCUAAACCCCCUCAGUCCAGAACACCUUCUCCAGCCUCCACAUCUAAACCCCCUCAGUUCAGAACAACUUCUCCAGCCUCCACAUCGAAAACCCCUCAGUCCAGAACACCUUCAACAGAAACCACUUCUAAACUCCCUCAGUCCAGAACACCUUCAAUAGAAACCACUUCUAAACCCUCUCAGUCCAUAACAACUAAAACAUCAUUGACUACAGGAUCCAAUAUCUCACCUGCUAUCUCAGCCUCAACCAAAACCCUCAACACAGCGACCUUAACCCCUACUGAUUCACAGACCUUAACCUCGUCCCCAACCAGAACCAAACGUUCUGACACCACAGCCACACCUAAAGCCUCGACAAGCUCUGAGGUGACCCCGGCCUCAGCCACGUCCACUGCUACACAGGUAACCACCAGGUCUGACCCCUCGACCCCAGCCAGACCACAGCUGAGCAGAGGACCAGUGGUGACACGUAUUUACACCUGGAUGUGGACUGACUGGUGCAGUCACAAAAUGGGAAGAAAACCUUCAAGACAACCUCACCUGGAUGAGCUGACUGGAGAGAGAGAAGGAGAGGCGAGAGAAGAGGAGAGACAGGAGCUGCUGAACGAAGAGAGAGACGGAGAAGAGGAGAGACAGGAGCUGCUGAACGAAGAGAGAGACGGAGAAAAGGAGAGAGAUGGAGAAGAGGAGAGACAGGAGCUGCUGAACGAAGAGAGAGACGGAGAAAAGGAGAGAGAUGGAGAAGAGGAGAGACAGGAGCUGCUGAACGAAGAGAGAGACGGAGAAAAGGAGAGAGAUGGAGAAGAGGAGAGACAGGAGCUGCUGAACGAAGAGAGAGACGGAGAAAAGGAGAGAGCGAGAGAAGUGAGACAGGAGCUGCUGAACGAAGAGAGAGACUUAAAAAAGGAGAGAGCGAGAAAAGAGAGACAGGAGCAGCUGAACGAAGAGAGAGACUUAGAAAAGGAGAGAGCGAGAAAAGAGGAGAGACAGGAGCAGCUGAACGAAGAGAGAGACGGAGAAAGGGAGAGAGCGAGAGAAGGAGGGAUGGAAUCAGAGUGGAUGAGUGGGGGACAGGAGGAGAGCGGGAGUGAAGGAGAGAGCACACCCAGCAGCUCUCACAGGGACCCAGUGUGUGUGUCAGAGCAGAUGAAGAGGGCGUGGCUAAAGCAGGUGAACCUCCGCAGCAGAGUCAGAGUCGGCUAUACCGAGGAAGAGGAGCUGAGAGACGAAGAUUACCUCUUCUGUGAGGAGUGCAAGUCUUUCUUCAUCGAGGAGUGUGAGCUCCACGGUCCCCCCCUCUUCAUCCCAGACACCCCUGCCCCCCUGGGGGCCCCAGACAGGGCCAGACUCACCCUGCCGCCCGGCCUGGAGGUCAGGACAUCAGCCAUCCCUGGAGCUGGGCUGGGGGUCUUCAACCACGGACACAGCGUGACCCAAGGGACGCACUACGGACCGUAUGAAGGAGAACUCACAGACACGGAGCUGGCCAUGGAGAGUGGAUACUCCUGGAUGAUCUACAAAAGCAAGCAGAGUGACGAGUACAUUGAUGCCAAGAGAGACACUCACUCCAACUGGAUGAGGUAUGUGAACUGUGCCCGUAGUGAGGAAGAGCAGAAUCUGGUGGCUUUCCAGUACAGAGGAGGGAUUCUGUACCGCUGCUGUAAGCCUAUAGCUGUUGGAGAGGAGCUGUUGGUUUGGUACGGAGAGGAGUAUGCCAGAGAACUGGGCAUCGUCUUCGACUUCCUCUGGGACAGAAAGAGCUCCGCUCGAGGUGUGAAUGAGUCGUCCCAGUCUCAGAUCUUUUCCUGCUCUGGUUGUCCGUUUUCCUUCACGGCUCAGAUCUACCUCUACAAGCACACAAAGAGAUGCCACAGGGAAGAGUACGUCAGGCUGCCGAGGAGUGGAGGGAUUAGAUCAGAGACACUAGCACCACCCAGUGGCUCUCAGCGGUGUUCAACUCCAGAUCGCACCCCAAUCACACUCCUCACCCAGAAACACAGAGACACAGGGAAGCCAAGUCUUCACCACUGCUCUCAGUGUGGGAAGAGUUUCCAUCGCUCAGGAGACUUAAAGGUGCACCAACAUACUCACACAGGAGAGAGGCCAUAUCACUGUUCCCAGUGUGGGAAGAGGUUCAGUGUGUCAGGAAAUUUAAAGACACACCAGCGUACUCACACAGGAGAGAGGCUGUAUCACUGCUCUCAGUGUGGGAAGAGAUUCCAUCGAUUAGACUUAAAGGUGCACCAACGUACUCACACAGGAGAAAGGCCGUAUCACUGUUCCCAGUGUGGGAAGAGGUUCAGUGUGUCAGGAAAUUUAAAGACACACCAGCGUACUCACACAGGAGAGAGGCCGUAUCACUGCUCUCAGUGUGGGAAGAGUUUCCAUCGAUCAGGAGACUUAAAUGUGCACCAACGUACUCACACAGGAGAAAGGCCGUAUCACUGUUCCCAGUGUGGGAAGAGGUUCAGUGUGUCAGGAAAUUUAAAGACACACCAGCGUAUUCACACAGGAGAGAGGCCGUAUCACUGCUCUCAGUGUGGGAAGAGUUUCAGAGAGUCAGGGAGUGCUAAGAGACACCAGCGUAUUCACACAGGAGAGAAUCCGUGCGACAGUCAGGAAGCUUAAAAAGGCGUACUCACGCCUGAGUCACUAGCACCAACUGAUUUACCUGUGGCAUUCCAAAACUCAAAAUGCCGCAAAUAGUUUGUUGGAAUAAAAAGCUAGUUUAACUGUG
Messenger RNA from Oncorhynchus masou masou (cherry salmon), 3513 nucleotides. RefSeq names its product histone-lysine N-methyltransferase PRDM9-like. Gene Ontology annotation, biological process: regulation of transcription by RNA polymerase II. The record is from RefSeq and is a predicted model, not a curated record. Gene Ontology annotation, molecular function: DNA-binding transcription factor activity, RNA polymerase II-specific; protein binding; histone methyltransferase activity. NCBI's taxonomy places the organism in Eukaryota, Metazoa, Chordata, Actinopteri, Salmoniformes, Salmonidae. Gene Ontology annotation, cellular component: nucleus.